UAAAGAAGCAAAAGCAAAAUUGUCUGACCAUGUGUUGAACUGGGGACACUUGGAUAGCAAACAGGACUAUUACAAAGCUCUCUCAGAUGCGGAUAUUGUCAUCUCAACAUCCAAUCAUGAAUUCUUUGGAGUUGCAAUGCUAGAAGCUGUCCAUUUUGGCUGCCACCCACUUGUGCCUAACAGACUUGUCUACCCAGAGAUAUAUGGCUUCUCUCCCCAUGUAAAAAAAUGUUUCAUGUACAACACAGAUAAUCAGUUGAGAAAGAUGCUGGAAAAUAUAUAUAAACACCCACAUUCUGUGCGUUAUCUGAAUGCAAAGGAACUAUUAAGGCCUGGGCGCUUCAGUUGGGAAACACUCAAGCAUCAAUAUCUGGAUGUUUUGUCUCCUCAAGCUAAGGACAAAUGCCUAGCAGACUUUAAACAGUAUGGUGAAGUUAGAUGAUCAAUGUUGGGGCUUCUAUUAAAUUCAUUUUAUAAAAUACAAGACACAGUAUGAAUAAUACCACAUCAUUGAAUCGGUAUCAAGAUGGACAAUAUUAUGAUAAUUAUGUAAAAUUAAUCAUGAGCUUCAAGAGAUGAAGUAAUCAUUGUUUUCCAUUCAGCAAAAUGUCCCUAUCAUUUCUUUGUGGUGACAUAUUGGUCAAAGAGACAGAGGAGAAGAUCGAUGAAUAGAAGAGUGAGUGAUUGUGAAAUAAAUAAAAUACAAAUAAAAAACAAAGUCUGCUUUCUACUUCC
Molecule: messenger RNA, 735 nt
Organism: Owenia fusiformis
Lineage: Eukaryota; Metazoa; Annelida; Polychaeta; Sabellida; Oweniidae
Source: the annotation of a GenBank genome assembly